UUUUACAAAAUGUUCAGACCAAUGGAGCGACUUGGCGAGACAGAGUUACCUGCAGCUGAGUCACUUUUUCGAGAACUCCGCCAUCCCGACCGUGAUGGAACACUACAGGUUUGCCAAGGAGAGGCGGAUCCAAGAGAUCCUCAAGUGGCAGUACUCGGAUAAGGCAAGGGAGGGGGAUACGAACGCACUGCUUGUCAAACUAUUAGAGUUCUAUACGGACUCUCAAUUCGCAGCCCCAAACUUUCGCCAGUUGGCUCUCCUCGCCCGCUCUCCAGAGCCGCUCUUCGUGUAUAAGUUCGAACAGACUGGCGGACCGGAUCUUUAUGGCAACACCCUCAACAUCACAGGGUCUGCCCACGGUUCGGAGUUUCUUUACCUGUUCGGACCUACGUUGAUGCUUAAGCUGGGAGGAAGACGAUUUACACAAGACGAGGACCGUUUCAGCAAACGUAUCAAAAGAUACUGGGCGGACUUCAUCAGGCAAGGGAGCCCAAACGCGCCUGGAUCUUUUGGGUACGGGUUGUCAUGGAAACGAGCGACGCCUGAGGACUAUAACUGCAUGGUGCUUAGGAGUGAACAGCAGCAGCAAGGACAGUCCAUGAGCUGUGAGCUGGGGCAGGAGGAGGCAGGUCUGUGGAACGACCUUCUGCCUCGUCUACAGCAGAUGACAGCUGCAGACACACAGAGCGGCUCAGACACUCGAACCACGGACUCGAGACUCGGCCAGGAUUCGAGCCAGCCCUUUAGAAGUGCGAUGUACACGCUGAUCGGCUUCGUGGCGGUGCUUCUGGUCAUGCUGGUGAUAUGUCUCGUGCUCCUGAAGAAGCACUCAAAAGGACGAGACCGUGACUUUUUCUGACGGCGUGCGGACAGAACUGGGGCAAAACAGAACGACCCGCCACAAGCUUGGCGCUACAACGUUACCACCAACAGACUCUAAGCGGCCAACCUCAAAGGAAGGCCAAUCAGUAACAGGCCGUGAGCGACCAGCUCACGACGAAGGCUGAGCAACGAAUGGGUUCACGACAGAUUCUCCAGGAAGUCUAUUUCAAACAAGACAAACUGCACAGAACUCCUGAUAGACUACCGAUCGCUUAUUCUGACUAUAAACUGAACAGUGGAGGGCCAACUGAAGACUAUUAAUCGCUACGAUGACUGACAAAGAAGUGAUUUGAUAUUUGGCCCAUGCUCCGUAAUUGAUCGGAUACCACUAAGCGACGGAAAGUUGACAUAAUCCAUUUUCAGAAACAGACAAAUUCUUGAACUGAACGAACACUUUGUGAAUAAGAUGUCUUUUCUUAAAAAGACAAGUUUCUACAAAUGAAUGUACAUCCAAAUGGUUAAUAUUAUGGAUGUACAGUUUAUAUUCAGAAACUGAUAUACUGUGCUGUUUGAUAAAAGAAUUCCCCUGUUCUGUCCAUUGUACUACAGAUACGAAUUGCUUCUAGCAAACAUUUCAAAAUGCUACUAUAUUGUAUAUACAUAUGUAAAUAAGCAUCAAUAAAUAUUAACAAUUAAGCUACA
This is a messenger RNA of Zootermopsis nevadensis, 1524 nucleotides long. The record is from RefSeq and is a predicted model, not a curated record. Lineage: Eukaryota; Metazoa; Arthropoda; Insecta; Blattodea; Termopsidae.